CUUUGUUGGUGGAAAUUUCUUUCAAUAAUCAACCAAUGUCUGCGGAUCGCAAGUACGAAAUUGAAUGUCAAGCGAUUGGCUCAAGACCACCGGCAAAGAUUACCUGGUGGAUGGGAAAUAUGGAAAUGCAUGGGCAUAGUCAAAAGGUUUCGGAGGAUGGCAAUGUCAGCAUUUCGGUACUAAGCAUCACACCGACACGUGAAGAUCACGGCAAGGCGUUAUCGUGUCGCGCUACAAAUGAACUGGUGCGAAAUGGCAUACGUGAAACGGCUAUGAAACUGAAUGUUUUCU
Rhagoletis zephyria (snowberry fruit fly) is the source of this 291-nucleotide messenger RNA. RefSeq names its product cell adhesion molecule 3-like. The record is from RefSeq and is a predicted model, not a curated record. Lineage: Eukaryota; Metazoa; Arthropoda; Insecta; Diptera; Tephritidae.